AUGAAUGUUGGGUUCUCUCUCUGUUCUCAGGACAGCGGCUCUGAGACGCACCGCAUCGCUCCGUCUCCCGUCGUCCAUGUGCGAGGACUGUGUGAAUCCGUGGUGGAGGCCGAUCUGGUCGAGGCCUUGGAGAAAUUCGGAAACAUCUGUUACGUGAUGAUGAUGCCGUUCAAGCGGCAGGCUCUGGUGGAGUUCGAGGAGGUUCAGAGCGCUGACCGCUGCGUGGCGUGUGGCUCGCAGGAGCCCGUCUACAUCGCAGGACAGCAGGCCUACUUCAACUACUCCACCAGCAAACGCAUCACGCGGCCCACCAACGCCGACGACCCCAACAGCGGGAACAAAGUGCUGCUGCUGUCCAUCCAGAACCCGCUCUACCCCAUCACUACGGAUGUUUUGUACACGGUCUGUAACCCGAUCGGAAACGUGCUGCGCAUCGUGAUCUUCAAGAGGAACGGGAUCCAGGCCAUGGUGGAGUUCGAAUCCAUCCAGAACGCUCAGAAGGCCAAAGCCGCCCUCAACGGGGCCGACAUCUAUGCCGGCUGCUGCACGCUGAAAAUCGAAUACGCUCGGCCCUCACGCCUCAACGUCAUUAGAAAUGACAACGACAUUACUGUAGAGCGCGGUAAAGGCCGACAGCGGCAGGCCAUCCUGGGAGAACAUCCGUCCUCGUACAGCGAUAACGGAUACGGUCACGUGUCGAAGCAGCACGCUGUGAUCCCCAGUCAGGUGUUUGAGCUGGAGGACGGCUCCAGCAGCUAUAAGGACUUCGCUAUGACGCGUAACAACCGCUUCACCAGCGCCGGCCAGGCGUCCAAGAACAUCAUCCAGCCGCCCUCCUGUGUGCUGCACUUCUACAACGUGCCGCCCUGCAUCAGCGAGGACGACCUGCAGCGGUUAUGCACAGAACACGGCGUCCCAGGAUUCAGCAAAUACAAAGUGUUUGACGCCAAACCCAGCUCAAAGACCAUCUCUGGCCUGCUGGAGUUCGACAGUAAGACUCACGCCGUGGAGGUUCUGACGGUCCUCAACCACUAUCAGAUCCGGAUCCCCAACGGUUCGAACCCGUACACACUGAAGCUGUGCUUCUCCACCUCCUCACACCUCUGAGCCGGAGCGACUGACACCACCAUCUUCAUCAUCAUCUUCAUCCUCCUCACCUCCUCCUGCUCCUGCUGCUCCUCUCAGACCCGACUCUCCUUCGGUUUUAGUCCUCUUUAGUUUUUC
Messenger RNA from Sinocyclocheilus rhinocerous, 1224 nucleotides. Its product is annotated as heterogeneous nuclear ribonucleoprotein L-like. Lineage: Eukaryota; Metazoa; Chordata; Actinopteri; Cypriniformes; Cyprinidae. The transcript has 10 exons. Gene Ontology annotation, molecular function: RNA binding. The coding region runs from base 1 to 1107 and encodes 368 amino acids. The record is from RefSeq and is a predicted model, not a curated record.